GAAGUGUUAAGAUAAAACGAGGGGAUUUCCAUAAUGAAGAACACUUUUUGUGAGUUAAUUUCAACAAUAUGAAUAAGAUUCAUCAAGUUUGUUUUACCCUUCAAUCUACAGGUUUUUACUUUUCAGUUUUUCUCGUUAUUUUCUCCGCUCUCGGAAGGCAUGUUCAAAGCUUGACGUGUUUGAGAUGCUCAGAUAUCACAGAACCCAGAUUGUGUAAUAAGAUCGAACACUGUCAUGACGGAGAGGUGUGCGCAGUGCAGCAGUACCGAGCAGAUAACGGCGAUAUUGGUUAUUGGACAGGGUGUUAUCCACAAAAGGAAUGUGCUGCUGUAGACAAUAGAACCGUUAUAACCACCAAACGGAGUCAGUAUAUUGACGGCGUUGUACAGUGUAGGGACUGCUGUACCACAGAUAUAUGUAACGCCUACGGAUGCGGAACUCCUAAGUACCCCGAUACUCGAGGCCCUAUCUGCUUUGACUGUGAGGAUGUUGCGGAUCCAACGGACUGUCACACCAUCACUCCGUGUGACCUCAAUCAAAAAUGCAUGAUACACGAGAGGACCGUCUUUGGGCAAAAGUAUUUCACUUCCAAGUGUGAAUCUGUUAUGGGAUGUUUUGUACAUUUUACUGGACCGGUCGUCGGCAGGAAGCGAGAUCUAAACGGGGUGUGUCUUCACUGCUGUGACGGGGAUCUCUGUAAUGCUAACUGUUCUUCAGCAUCUAGCGCCACAAUCAACAAACCCAAUGUCCCAGUGAUGCCGGAACACGUUGCCUUCCAUGCAGUGGCUUACAGUUCUACAAGUGUAACUGAUAUAAUAUUCGAUCACGUGAUCACAAAUAUCGGCGAUGGAUACGACAAUGCCACGGGAGUUUUUACUGUACCCACGACAGGGUUGUAUGUGUUCUCCUGGACGAUAGAGGCAUACGGACAAUUGACAGAAGGUGCACUUCUUGUGAACGGAGUGCAGAACGGACAGUCAAGGGCCCAUGAAUCCACCUCACAUUACGACACAACUACAUCAUUUGCCGUCCUUAACCUUACAAUAACCGAUAAAGUGUCGGUCAGGGUGAUUAGAGGACGUGCAGAAGCGAGACACACUAUGUUCUCUGGCUGGAAGAUCAAUAAAACAGAUGACACAGCAUUUGAUGCCUCUCUUUCACGUGAUGUAAGUGGUUCUCAUAUCGUGUAUGACAACGAAACUUUAGACACAGAUAAUUCCUACUCCCCAUCCACUGGAAACUUCGUGGCGCCUCGUUCUGGUCUUUAUGUUUUUAUGAUGUCAGCAGUUAAUUUUGGAAGCUAUGAAUACAGCUGCAAGUUUCGCUUAAGUAACGGCAAAUCUCAGCCGGAUGUUUGGGUGGAUUCACAAAGCGGGUAUUACGAUAGCAGCAGUUAUAUGACAUUUGCUUGGUUAAAUGCCGGUGAAUAUGUGUAUGUCUACGCAGACAAAAUGAGGAAGACUUCUGUGUUUGCAGGAUGGCAACUUGUGAAUGACAUGAGCGUGUCCAAGUCCACAUACCCAGCAUUCCUUGCUUCUCUAGGUAGUGAUUUUUCCUCAUCACCGGUGGUCUUUGGUUCAACGUACUCCGGAUAUCACCAUGGUUACUCAACUAGCACUGGCAUAUUCACUGCAGAUCGUGAUGGAGUGUACGUGUUUCUGUACAAUAUAGAGGCUCAAAGCGAACUUGUACGUACCACACUGAGAGUGAACGGAGUGGAUAAAUUCGAACUGAGGUCAGAUGGACGCAGUACUGGUUAUGACGACACUUCCGCCGUUUCUGUGCUCCAAUUAUCGCCCGGCGAUCAAGUCUCUGUUGAACGUAAAUAUGGAACCGUGGACGGUGGUCAGUCCCUCUUCUUUGGCGUACUUCUGUUUGAAAUGUAACUUUUACUCCAUCACCAUUUAUGUUUAUGGUAAUACAAUACUGAAAACCC
Ostrea edulis (European flat oyster) is the source of this 1936-nucleotide messenger RNA. RefSeq lists its product as uncharacterized. NCBI's taxonomy places the organism in Eukaryota, Metazoa, Mollusca, Bivalvia, Ostreida, Ostreidae. The transcript has 10 exons. Bases 69 to 1886 code for a protein of 605 amino acids. The record is from RefSeq and is a predicted model, not a curated record. Gene Ontology annotation, molecular function: protein binding.